Miscanthus lutarioriparius is the source of this 2091-nucleotide messenger RNA. NCBI's taxonomy places the organism in Eukaryota, Viridiplantae, Streptophyta, Magnoliopsida, Poales, Poaceae. The record is from the annotation of a GenBank genome assembly.
AUGGGAGGGUGCUUCUCCUUGGACGGCGACGUGCGCGGCGGCGUCUGCGCAGCAGGGCGGGCCGAACGACGCGGUCGACUAUUUCUUCCAGACGCGCGGCCUCCGCGGCCUCUACACGCCCAUCGAGCUGUCAUUUUCAGCAUCGAAGUUGCGGAAUUUAGAUGCCUUUUCAAAGUGGUCUACACUAACAUAAAAGGAAAACUAGAGGAGAUUGGCCGUACUGAAGUGAUUUUAAAUUCAUUGGAGCCCUCAUGGAUCACAAAGGUUACAAUGUCUUACCAAUUUGAGAUUGUGCCACCACUCAUAUUCAGGAUAUAUGAUGUUGACACAAAGUACCACAACACUCCAGUGAAGAUGUUGAAUUUGGCUCAGCAAGAUUUUCUGGGGGAAGCAUGCUGCAACUUAUCAGAGAUUGUAACAAAAUUUAACCACAGCCUGACGUUGAAUCUUGGAGUGAUUGUGGACAUGGACUUCAUGGAACAAUCACAGUACAUGCUGAGGAAAGAUCCCUUCUUAAGAAUAUCUAAAGUGGUUGAGACUGCUGGUCCCAUACCUAUCUGCAAAACGGAAGUAGUACCUGACAACUUGAACCCUGUUUGGAGGCCAAUCACUUUAACAUCACAGCAGUAUGGAAGCAAGGAUAACCCACUUCUAGUUGAGUGUUUUGAUUUUAAUUCCAGUGGUGACCAUGGCCUUCCAGAUGAGUCGGGCGGCCCAGAGACUGCUGACCCAGGAGUCCUGAUGGGGGCGGCUGGUGCUGCGGUGUCUUCAACGCUGUCGCUGCCCCUAUCCCCGCGGCCGCGGCCGACGGGCAACUGCUCGCCGCAGCUCCUCUCCGCCGCCUCCCCCCAGAACGUGCUCAUUACACGGCAUGAAGAGAAGGCAGCUGCAGUCCUGGAGUUCUAUGAUAACCUUAUUGGGACAGAUUAUGGUAGAGAAAGAACUAUCAACCUGGAUUCUCUUGGUUGUCCAAGCUUUGAGUUAUUUAAUCUGGAUCUGCCUUUCUCUGAGGAAGAGGUGUUCAAUUCCAUAAAGGAUCUGCCUCCUGAUAAGGCCCCGGGACCCGAUGGGUUUACGGGCAGAUUCUAUAAAUGCUGCUGGGCUGUUAUAAAAAAUGACAUAAUGGCUGCCAUACAGUCCCUUUGGAGUGACCGCCUUGAUGAGAUGGUCUCCCCAAAUCAGAGUGCCUUCGUUAAGAAAAGGUUCGUCCUGGACAAUUUCAUGAUGGUUCAGCAAACAGUGAAGUUCCUGCAUUCUCAGAACCUGCCCAGAAUACUCCUAAAAUUAGACAUCACCAAAGCUUUCGAUUCGGUUUCUUGGGCUUUCCUCUUGGAGGAAACAGUCCAGCAUACUUUCUUAGACUAUAUUUCCAGUGGAUUUGAGCUCAAUUUCAUGGUGGCUGUAGAUUUUACUGCUUUGAAUGGAGACACACGUGUACCACAGUCCUUGCACUACAUUGACCCCUCUGGCAGACCUAAUUCGUAUCAACAGGCAAUACUUGGGGUUGGCGAAGUUCUGCAGUUUUAUGACACUGAUAGGCGAUUUCCUGCAUGGGGUUUUGGAGCAAGGGCUCAGGGUCAUGUAUCACAUUGUUUUAACUUGAAUACAGCUACAGAUGACUGUGAGUGUUUCCCUUGCUGGACGACUAUGUUUGGGCCUGUGAUCAACAAAGCUGCAGAAAUUGCAAGCCAGUCCCUUCAAUAUUCAAACAAUAAAUAUUUUGUCCUCAUUAUCACAGAUGGAGUUCUCACUGACAUCCAAGAAACAAAAGAUUGUAUUGUAAGGACAUCAGACCUGCCAUUGUCGAUUCUCAUUGUCGGCGUUGGAAACGCUGAUUUCAAACAAAUGGAGAUCUUAGACACGGACAACGGUAAGCGACUGGAAAGCUCUACUGGCAGGAUCGUGACACGCGACAUCGUCCAGUUUGUCCCCAUGAAGGAAGUCCAAGGUGGGGAGAUCUCCGUCGUGCAAUCUCUUCUGGAGGAGCUGCCCGGUCAGUUCCUGCAGUACAUGCGCACUCGGGGGAUCAAGCCACAGCAGCAGCAGGCUCCGGGGCUUGCUUCAGCGCCCGUUUACCCUCCUCAGCAGUGA